This is a messenger RNA of Spea bombifrons (plains spadefoot toad), 3562 nucleotides long. It is a transcript of the gene KCNH3, whose product is annotated as potassium voltage-gated channel subfamily H member 3. The transcript is spliced from 16 exons. The coding region runs from base 290 to 3340 and encodes 1016 amino acids. Gene Ontology annotation, cellular component: membrane. Gene Ontology annotation, molecular function: voltage-gated potassium channel activity. NCBI's taxonomy places the organism in Eukaryota, Metazoa, Chordata, Amphibia, Anura, Pelobatidae. Gene Ontology annotation, biological process: regulation of membrane potential; potassium ion transmembrane transport. The record is from RefSeq and is a predicted model, not a curated record.
CAUGAGUCACUAUGGAAACUUCAAGCUGAGAAUAAAGGGAAAUGUGUUCCCAACCCAUUUAGUAAAGGCUGUAAAGCAGACUGCAAAACACACAGAAGAGAUGGAGAUGAAAUUUCAAUGAGGCGCCGAAGUUUACUUGAUGAUGAGAAGGUGCAGACAGGAACUCAUUGAGAAGGUGGAAGUGCUGAUAGGCACCUAAUACAGACCCUGCUUUCUGCUCAAGUCCUGGAAAGACACAGAAAGAUGGGCAUCAGUCCAAGAACAGAGAGCAGAUGCAUCGAAUAUUAGCAUGAUGCCAGCCAUGAGAGGACUACUAGCUCCUCAGAAUACCUUCUUAGAUACCAUAGCGACAAGGUUUGAUGGAACACAUAGUAACUUUGUCCUUGGAAAUGCUCAGCUACCUCAAUCCUACCCUGUGGUUUAUUGUUCAGAUGGGUUCUGUGAACUAACAGGCUUUGCUCGAGCAGAGGUCAUGCAGCGCUCAUGCUCUUGCACCUUCCUUUAUGGUCCUGACACCAGUGAGCAGAUCAAGCAACACAUCCAGGAGGCUCUGAAUGAAAAGCAAGAGCUGAAGACAGAGUUGCUGCUUUACAAGAAAAAUGGCUCAUCUUUCUGGUGUUUACUGGAUGUUGUUCCCAUCAAGAAUGAGAAAGGUGAUGUGGUUCUUUUUCUGGUUUCCCACAAAGACAUUACAGACACCAAGACCCGGGCAGCCACAGAGGGCUGGAAGGAUCCAGGGAACAAAGAGCAGCAUAGUCGAGCUACGGGCAAAGGUUUUAAUGCUAACCGUAGGAGAAGCAGAGCAGUUCUGUACCAUCUAUCCGGACACCUGCAGAGGCAGAACAGAACUAAAGCUAAACUUGGCAAGGGUGUUUUUGGGGAAAAGCCUCGAGUCCCUGAAUACAAGGUGGUGUCUAUGCGUAAAUCUCCUUUCAUCCUGUUGCACUAUGGUACCUUCAAGGCUUGUUGGGAUUGCUUGAUUCUUCUGGCAACCUUUUACGUGGCAGUAACUGUCCCAUACAGUGUCUGCUUCAGCAGUGGUAAAGAGGAAGGGACUUCUGGUCCACGCAGCCCACCUAGUCCCUGUGACCUCACUGUGGAAAUCCUCUUCAUACUAGAUAUUGUUUUAAACUUCCGGACAACCUUCGUCAGUCAGUCUGGCCAGGUGGUAUUCUCUUCACGUCUCAUCUUUCUUCAUUAUGUGAGGACUUGGUUCAUUUUGGAUUUGUUGGCUGCACUCCCUGUGGAUCUGCUCUACAGCUUUAAAGUGAAUGUGUAUUUUGGGGCUCAUCUCUUGAAGACGGUGCGCUUGUUGCGUCUGCUUCGCCUCUUGCCACGGCUUGAUCGUUAUUCUCAAUACAGUGCUGUAGUUCUCAGUCUACUCAUGGUUGUCUUCGCUCUCCUGGCACACUGGGUUGCUUGCAUCUGGUAUUUCAUUGGUCAGCAAGAGAUUGAGAACAGUCAGUCAGAAGUUCCAGAAAUUGGUUGGCUGCAGGAGCUGGCCCGACGUUUGGAAACGCCAUACUACAUGGGGAAAAGAAACAACAGCCAGGAGUUACAUUCUCAGGACAAUUACAGUGAUGGGGCUUCCAAUGCAACGGGUAUGGUUCUAAUGGGUGGACCCUCUUCUCGAAGCUCAUACAUCACCUCCCUGUACUUUGCACUCAGCAGCUUGACAAGCGUUGGUUUUGGAAACGUCUCGGCUAACACAGACACGGAGAAAAUUUUCUCCAUUUGUAUUAUGCUGAUUGGAGCUUUGAUGCACGCUUUGGUGUUUGGAAAUGUGACGGCCAUUAUCCAACGCCUAUAUGCGAGACGCUUUCUAUACCACAGCCGCACUCGAGACCUAAGAGAUUACAUCCGGAUCCAUGGCAUUCCCAAACCCCUCAAGCAGCGCAUGUUAGAGUAUGUGCAGACCACAUGGGCAGUUAACAAUGGCAUUGAUACUAAUGCGCUUUUGCAUAGCCUUCCAGAUGAGCUGCGUGCGGACAUUGCCAUGCACCUCAAUAAGGAACUCCUGCAAAUGCCACUGUUUGCCGUGGCAAGUCGGGGCUGCCUGCGCUCGCUCUCACUGAACAUCAGACCUUCGUUCUGCACACCUGGGGAGUACCUAAUCCGACAGGGUGAUGCCUUGGAAGCCUUAUAUUGUGUGUGCUCGGGAUCCAUGGAAGUCCUUAAGGAUGGUGUGGUGUUGGCUAUAUUAGGGAAAGGCGACUUGAUUGGCUGUGAGGUCUUUUCGGAGGAUACAGUGAUUAAAGCAAAUGCAGAUGUCAAAGCAUUGACAUACUGUGACCUUCAGGGCAUUAAUUUAAGGGGACUUCGUGAUACACUGUCACUUUAUCCAGAAUAUGCUCAGAAAUUCUCAUGCCAGAUCACGAACCAACUCAGCUACAACCUGGGGGGAAGCAGAUGUGAGAUGGAGACUGAUACCUAUACCCAGCAGUCACCAAGGAAUAUGGGUACCCAGGAUAAAGGGUCAAAUGUAGUGUCAGGUUUCAACAUGUCUGUACUCACUCCAAAGAGAUCUCCACAUCUGCGCCUCUCUCGGUCGCGGUUUUCUAGCAGCAGCCCCCAACACAGAUCAGAGGAAGUAACACCUAGAAAUAGUCCUCGCCACAUGAAUGCCACUAAACUACAGAUACCAUCUGGUCCCUGCUCCAAACAACCGGAUCUGAGCCCCAGGGUGGUAGAUGGGAUAGAAGAAAAUUCUGGUUCUGUUCAACAACAGUUUACCUUUUCAAACUACAAUGCUCUUCCAUCUUCCCCAGAUCAUUUGUUCCUGAACACAGAGCUUAGAGCUUCUGAAAGUAUGGAUCGACUAAGCCAAGCGGUGUCGGAUUUGUCGUGCCAGGUGCAGGAGCUGAGGGAAGGGUUGCAUUCCCUCCGUCAAGCAGUUCACUUGUCUCUCCUGCCUUGCGGUGCCUCGCCAUGCUACUACGGAGGAGACUUGCAUACACACUGCAGUAGCGGCAUACACUCCCCUGGGGACAGAACCAGUAAUACCUACUCCUCACUUUACCAUCCUCCAAGGGUAGAAAAGGCUUCCCAGAUCUGUUACAUACAGAGUUCUUCUUCUCCCUGCUCAGAGGGCCAUUUAUCUUGGCUUUGGGCUCCCCCUACACCUUUGUGGUUGCAUUGCACAGGAUAUGAAAAGAGAGACAAAAGUCAGUCAGGUCCAGCAUCACUUGGCAAUGAAGAGACACAAGAUGUACCUGUCAAGAGAGACUUUGCCACCUCUGACCCGCAUUCCCUGGAAAUGCACUUGAUACGUCCUUCUCACAGAGGGAACGGAGAUACUGAUCCAGCCGGGUGGGCCAGAGAGGAAGGCACGGGGCUGUAAUGAUGAAGAUGUAGCAGAACAGUAUUUAAAACAUCACCACAGUGACAAGAGCAAUGCGAUUUUCACAAUGACAAUCAAAAUGUUUAUAAUGAAGCCAGGUAAUCAACAGCUGCUAAAAAUAGCACUUUAACAAAAUGUUCUUAAAAGGGGUAGAACAUUAUCAGGGUUUAAUCGAGGUAGAUUUUCUUUUUAGAAUUUCCUUGCUGUAAAAGAAAAAAAAAA